Messenger RNA from Linum tenue, 1393 nucleotides. The record is from the annotation of a GenBank genome assembly. Lineage: Eukaryota; Viridiplantae; Streptophyta; Magnoliopsida; Malpighiales; Linaceae.
AUGGCCUUGAUUUGUAGAUUGUUUUUGUUUAGUACAGGCAAAACUAGUUCACUGAUAAACUAUAACAAAGUCGAUUGCAGGGGAUGCCUCCGAUCUGAAUUCCAAUGCACGCUUUCUAGCUUCCUCAACUUGUUCAUUACCGCCGCCGGAAAUCAGAAUGCUCGAGCUAUUAAUACGAAGAACGAUUCUUUCCACCCGCACACAACAGUCGAGUAUAUGCUCCAUCAACCGGCAGCUAGCUGGAUAACCAUUAAACCCGAUAAUCUCCACCACUUUUAUGCUCUCAUGGCUACCUUCAACGACGUUUCGUUCUUGCAUUCCUUUAUGCCUAAACAGGGGCCGGCGAGCGUUCACCUUCAAUCGCAAUGUAUGCAACCGAGGACAAGCAUGUAUCAAAAUAUCCAAACCAUGGAUUUCAAGGUCGAAAUUUCCAAACGUUUCGACGGUCAACCGCUCGAGACGAACGAACUCUACCGCAUUCGAAAAUUGAUGGAACAUCGGGCUGAUGAUCACGGCGAGGGCAGCCAACUGACCAGCAUAGCAGGAGAUGUUGUCAAAUGCUAAACUGGAAAUGCAAGCAUCAAACCCUAUGUUUACAUCCACAAGGCUAACACAAUUCUUCAAACGCAGCUUCACCGACCGAUGACCUUCAAAUGUAAAGUGGGUGAGGCAUGGGACAUUAUCAAUCUCCAGUGACCUUAGAAAACUGCACCUCACCACUUCCAAGCGCUUCAACGCAAGUGACAACGACAACGAUGAUGAUGAUGAAGCUGUAGCAGCAGCAGCAGGAGCAGCAAUCUUUAGCUUCACUAGUUCAUCUGACUUGUACACGGCCAGUUCUUCAAGAUAGGGGCAAUUCGUGAUGAAGUGUUCAAUCGUCCUAGCCUUGACCUUAACAUGAAUCAAACGCAAGGAUCUGAGGGACUUGACAUCAGACAACCCAGAUCGUGUAACGAUGUUAUCGAGACAAUACUUCGGGAAGACAUAACUCUCGUUGUCACUGGUAGGAGUCGGUACAGGAUUGCUCGAGGAGAGCUUGAGAUACUCGAACAGAUUUGAUAUAGUGAACUUCAGCCAUUCGUGCUUAUCCCCAUCGAAGCUGUAUUGGUUGCUCAAUGUGAAUGAAACUCUGAACUUGGAACGUUUAGAGGUUGAGGAGGUUUUACCCUUGAGCUGCCUCACAACCCAACUCGCCCAUUUUUUGAACUCUCUUCUUCUCGCCGGUGACACUUUCGGGGUAUUGAAAUCCACCACCGUUAGAGCUGAUAGCCACAAAUCUACCCAUCUACGUGAGAGUAAAGAAGUCUGCACCACUUCCUUAGGCGUCAAAAGGGACAGAAUGUUCCAAAGGAUUUCAUCUGACAAGUUACUAAUCCGAUCUUCUUCUUCUUCU